Messenger RNA from Phalaenopsis equestris, 332 nucleotides. Its product is annotated as putative RNA-binding protein YlmH. Lineage: Eukaryota; Viridiplantae; Streptophyta; Magnoliopsida; Asparagales; Orchidaceae. Gene Ontology annotation, molecular function: RNA binding. The record is from RefSeq and is a predicted model, not a curated record.
UCCUUUGCUUGAAUUAAAGUAUGAACCGCCAAGAACUAAAUCAUUUACAACCAUUGAAGCAUCAUUACGGGUCGAUGCACUAGCUAGUGCUGGAUUUAGUAUAUCAAGAUCAAAACUUGCGAGCUUAAUCAGUAAUGGAGAUGUGCGACUAAAUUGGUCUCAAGUGAUGAAAAAUGGCACCAUACUCAAGACAGGAGAUAUAGUCUCUGUCAGUGGGAAAGGAAGGCUAAAGUUUAUCAAGUCUGAUUGGUUGUAUCUGUAAUUAUUAUUUUUUUGUGGGGGCGUUUACAUAAAUAGCACAGUAUUUUUUUUAUUUAUUUACAUAUCUCAUG